GAGCCUAGAUAUUUCUUGUAAACUUUGAAGAAUGCAAUGUCGUGAACUGAUGAUCCAAACCGCAUGAUGCAACUUUUUUUAUAGUUCUAUUUAAGCAUUUACAUCGUAAGUUGCAUACUCAAUUUGUCUUGCCUUGUAUACCUUGUUUGUUACAAAUUGAUUCGUUACGUCACAAAUCAACAGUGAAUUAAAGUUAGAUCGAGACUAAAUUAUUUAAGGUGCAAUUUCUCAACUACGUGUUGGAAAAUGUAGAGAGAGGAAAUGAGAGAUAUUUCAAGGGAGCUUAGAUAUUUCUCGUAAAAUUUGAAGAAUGCAAGGUUGUGAACUGAUGAUUCAAGCCGCAUGAUGGAAAUUUUUUUUGUAUUUCUAUUUAAAUGUUUACAUCAUAAUUAAGUUACAGACUUAAUUUGGCUUGCCUCACUUGUAUACCUUGUCUAUCACAAAUUGUAAUUUUUCGUAGUCCAUCAUCAUCAUCUAUCAUGGUGAUCAUGAAAUAUUAUAGAUCGAGUCUUCAAGUACUUGUAGCUAUGUACUUCAUUGGAUUUCUCUGCUUGGGAAGCAUUGGAUACAUCAUGGGCGGUUCCCUUCCAAACGUUCAAUGCAUGGAGAGCGAGCAAAAAGCCCUUCUGAGGUUCAAAAAAGGCUUGGUUGAUUUUUCAGAUCGUUUAUCUUCUUGGGUGGUUGAAGAAGCUGAUUGUUGUAAAUGGAGAGGAGUUCAAUGCAAUCACACCACUGGUCAUGUCAUGGCUCUUGAUUUGCACAGCGAAAGCCCAAGUGAGUCCUUGCAAGGUGAGUUGACUCAUUCUGCUUUGCUUGACUUGCCAUAUCUAAGCUACCUAGACUUGAGUCUCAAUCAUUUUGACACAAAUGAAAUUCCUCAAUCCAUUGGCUCUCUUAGUAAUCUAGAAUAUCUCAAUCUGUCUGAUGCUAAUUUCAGAGGAAAUAUUCCCAGUGACCUUGGAAAUCUUUCACGUUUACAUUCUCUUGAUUUGAGUAGUACUCCUAGUACUUACCGCUUUCUUAUAGCAAACAACCUUGACUGGCUUCAAGGUCUUUCUUCCUUGAAGGUCCUUGAUUUGGGUGGUGUUGAUCUUGGUAAUGCAAUGAAUUGGCUCAAUAAAAUCAACAUGCUACCUUCUCUAGUAGAAUUGCACUUGUUUGCUUGUAACCUUAACAAGCCUCCUUCAUCUUUGCUUCAUCUGAAUUUCACAUCGCUUAAAAUUCUUGACCUCUCGCUUAACAACUUCAAUUCUCCAAUACCUUUUUGGUUGUUCAACAUUAGCCAUAGUCUUGUUUAUCUGAACUUGACAAGAAAUCAGUUACGAGGUCCCAUUCCCAAUUCUUUUGGGAACAUGACUUCUCUAACUGUUCUUGAUCUCUCUGGAAAUAAUCUGGAAGGUGGAGUACCCACGAGUUUGGGAUUGAUUGAAAAAGGAAAACAACUCGAAGGACCUUCAUCCUUGAGAGAGUUGCAUCUUUCAAAGAAUCAAUUAAAAGGGCCUUUACCGCAAAGUCUCGGUCUACUUUCAACACUAGUUGUAUUGGAUGUUGCAGAGAAUCGGUUGGCUGGUGUUAUCACUGGGGCUCAUUUCUUGAAUUUAAGUAGCUUACGAGUCUUAGAUUUGUCUUCAAACUCAUUUGUUAUAAGAAUGAGGUCAAGUUGGAUCCCUACCUUUCAACUGGAUAAAAUAAAGCUGAGGUCUUGCGAUUUGGGACCAGAAUUUCCAAAGUGGCUUCGGACACAAAAGAAUUUCUUGCACAUUGAUCUCUCUAAUGCGAAUAUCAUAGACACCAUGCCAUAUUGGUUCUGGAAUCUAUCAACACUGGUGGAGCACAUUAUUGUUUCUUUCAACCAGCUCGAAGGAAAAGUGCCUAAUUUGUCAUCCAAACUCGAUCUUUCACAUCUAGAUUUGAGUUACAACGGAUUUGAUGGUCCCCUGCCUUAUUUCUCAGCCAAAAUGGUGUCAUUGGUUCUGGCUGGAAAUUCAUUUUCGGGAUCUGUUUCCCGUAUAUGUGAAUCCAUGGUUACAAAAAGUUCCCUUGGUACUUUGGAUUUGUCCGAAAAUAAUUUAACAGGCAAGUUACCAGACUGUUGGGCAUAUGGGCAAAAUUUGUCCUUUAUGGAUUUAUCAUACAAUCAGAUAUAUGGUAAAAUCCCUGACUCCAUUUGCAGUCUUCCUCUCAUGGUGUUGCAUUUGAGGAGUAAUAGGUUAUAUGGGAAACUGCCUUUGUCUUUGAAGAAUUUCACAACUCUGGUGUCUAUGGAUCUUGCGUAUAAUAGAUUAUCCGGAAGCAUACCGGCAUUGGUUGGGGAAAGUUUAUCAUCUUUGUCAUUUCUGGUCUUAAGCUUUAACAAUUUCAGUGGAAGUAUUCCAUCGCAGCUGUGCCGACUUAGGUCUCUAAAAAUAUUGGAUCUUUCUGCAAAUUACAUAUCAGGGGAAAUUCCACGGUGCAUCAGCAACAUUAUGGGUAUGGCGAUGGCUGAAUAUGAUCCUUAUACUGCCCAAGGGGAGGACACGCUCAGGUUAUUUGAAAGAAGAUUUCAGCAAUUUUACAACUUUAUUGGUAUGAUUCAUAGGUCUGAAUCUGAUAAUCUUUUUAUACAAGAACGUCUACCUAAUGGCAUGCUUAGCUUCUUAAAUGGUCGGACCGCAAGGGUAUCAGGUUACUUCCGAUAUCAAAUUGAUCUUUCUUCAAAUAAUUUAUCAGGAACGAUCCCAAAAGAAGUCUACAGCCUUACUGGAUUGUCUGCCUUGAAUUUGUCAAACAAUCAUUUGGCAGGUGCUAUUCCUUACGGCAUUAGUGCCAUGGCACUUUUAGAAUUGCUAGAUUUAUCCAGUAAUAAUCUUUCAUGCUCCAUACCCACCAGCAUGACUGAAUUACAUUUUCUUAUUCUAUUGAAUGUGUCACAUAACAACUUGUCCGGUAAAAUUCCACAAGGAAAUCAAUUUGCUACAUUUGAUAAUUCAUCCUACGAGGGAAACCCCAACCUCUGUGGGUAUGCAUUGUCGAAUGAUUGCUUAUUGAGCAAUGAGACUUAUGAGGAUGAACUUUGCAGAAGUGAGGAAGAAAGUAAAGAAAAUGAAGUCAAUCAAGAUGACAAAGACGAUGACGAUGGGCUUGAAACAACUUCAUUCUACAUUAGCAUGGCAGUUGGAUUUGUUACAUCGUAUUGUGGGUUUUGGAGUGCCUUACUGUUCAACAGUUCAUGGAGGCAUACCUAUUACAGAUUCUUCGGCAAUCUCUAUGACAAGAUAUACGUGAUGGUCGCAGUUAAUGUGAACAUAUUGCGCAGGAGGUUUCAGAGCAAGAAUGCAUAAUAUUAGCCAUUGUUUGUUGAUGAAUUGGGGGAGCUAGUGUGCAGUGAACAUGUCAUUUUUCAAAGAGAUUCCCAGAUUGUAUGCAAGGCUGCCUCAAGGAAGAUGAGAGAUUCCCAGACUGUAGAAAUCCAAAAUUUGGUUGUCCAUGUCUAAAAUUCCGGAGUUUUUGGUGGUUGCUCUGUUUAUGCUGUCUUUUAUAUAUGUGUGUGUGUGUGUGUGUGUGUGUUCUUAAAGUUGAAUGCCCGUUGCAGUUAGUUUAUUGACUUUAGGUUGGUGUUCGCCUUGUAGUCAUGUGAUUUUGUUCUGGGGGUUAUGUAUGUAGUUGUUCCAACUUAAUAAAUUAAUCUUAUUUUAUUUAGUCA
Molecule: messenger RNA, 3682 nt
Organism: Cornus florida
Lineage: Eukaryota; Viridiplantae; Streptophyta; Magnoliopsida; Cornales; Cornaceae
Product: receptor-like protein EIX2
Exons: 2
Coding region: 480-3320 (946 amino acids)
Molecular function (GO): receptor serine/threonine kinase binding
Source: RefSeq, a predicted model, not a curated record